AUGAGCGGGACCAAGUCGUCGUGGCCGGAGCUGGUGGGCAUCCUGGCGACGCUGGCGGCCACGCAGAUCGCGCGCGACAGGCCCGACGUCGCCGUCGAGGUUCUGCCGCCGGGCGCCCCGCUUACACCAGACUACAACGCCGAGCGCGUCCGCGUCUUCAUCGACAACAACGGCAUCGUCUCCCAGACCCCGGUCAUCGGCUAG
Molecule: messenger RNA, 204 nt
Organism: Triticum turgidum subsp. durum (durum wheat)
Lineage: Eukaryota; Viridiplantae; Streptophyta; Magnoliopsida; Poales; Poaceae
Source: the annotation of a GenBank genome assembly